Molecule: messenger RNA, 1578 nt
Organism: Candida dubliniensis CD36
Lineage: Eukaryota; Fungi; Ascomycota; Pichiomycetes; Serinales; Debaryomycetaceae
Product: anaphase promoting complex subunit 4
Exons: 1
Coding region: 1-1578 (525 amino acids)
Biological process (GO): positive regulation of mitotic metaphase/anaphase transition; protein K11-linked ubiquitination; anaphase-promoting complex-dependent catabolic process
Cellular component (GO): nuclear periphery; anaphase-promoting complex
Molecular function (GO): protein binding
Source: RefSeq, a predicted model, not a curated record
AUGAAACAUUUCAUGGCGACCACACUUUAUAAUGGCAAGCUUCCGUCGCUUGUGUUGGCAGACCCUAGUGGUCUAUUCACAUGGUGUCCGCAUUUGAAUUUGAUAUUUAUUGGUAUGAAUAGGACGUCAGUGUGGUGUUAUCGGAUGAAUGGCGAGCGAAUAUAUUCCAUCAACAACAAGUCAGCUGUCAGGCAUAUAGCGUUUCACGGGGAGUACUUUUGUUUGUCUGGGUCAGACAAUUUGAUCAAGAUCUAUAAUGCUAAUAAUGGGCAGUUGGUGAAAGUGUUGCCGCAAGAGUUUGAUGGUGUUGAGUUUGUUCAAUGGAAUGGCAGCGAGGAGAAGUUGAACUACUUGGUUGUGAGUGAUGGCAAGAGGUUGGUGGUUACGUUUAACCAGGUGUUGGGGGUGGACAUGGAGUGUGAGCUCAGUAUUCUGCAGCAGUUGUCGACUGACUUUUUUGAUCAGGUGUACUUGUCCGGAGAUAAGCUAGUCAGGGUAGGGUUUAAGAUUGAGAACCGCAAGUUGUACACGCAGCAGAUUGUUCAGGUGUGCCAGCUAGUCAGUUUGUUGGAGUAUAGCGGGGAGCACAUAGAAAAGCUAAAGAGCUUGGUGGCGCCAUACUUGCAGGCGAUGGAUCGGUAUAUGUCGAAUUUAGAGUCAGAGUGUGGAGACUUGGCGAGGUACUUGUCUGACCUUGUUGUGAGUAAUAUAAUUCCUGAAUGCACUAAAGACUAUUGGUUGAACCAGUAUGGCGAACGUGGGUAUAAGAAGAUGGUCAAGUUGGCGGGCGUAUAUGAGGCGGCAAUCAAGGUCACGUACCAGCACUUGGUAACUACCAUGGAGAGGGUGAUACUGGUGGUAGGGGAGUUGAUUGGUAUUUCCAAGUGGGAGCAAGGGUUGUUGGCGACGAAAGAGUUGGAGGAUUUAUUGGUUGAGGCCAAGCUGCAGCUUAAGUUUUAUUAUAGGUUUAUUUGGGACAUGCAGAGUGAGCGGCAGCAGACGCAGCAGUUUUUGGUGUGGACAAAGAGUAUUAUUGAUAUGUUGAAUGACCAGGAGUGUGAGGUGUGCUACUCGACAGCAGAGGUUUUGUGUUUUAUCAAUGAUGCACUUACAAAGAGUGUGAUGAUGAAGUAUUUUGAUAUUGAACUAGAGGUGAUACACCACCCAGAAAAGACGCCAAUGAGGAAUGUCUGUAUGGAUUUGACAACAAUCGACGAGUAUCAUCGGUCGAGGCUUGAGGUUGAGGUUUUAAGGGGUGUUUCGUUACCAGAGGUGUAUACAAACCUAAAGAUCGUGCAAUGGGCGGAGCCUAUAUUGACGUACCUACAGGGCACCGACCUAGCUAUUGCAAAUAUGGAUGCUGUCAUUUCUACAAUUCCAGACGUCUAUGCCUACCAACAUAGGGAACGCGAUUUGGUGGCACUCACAAAGAAGCUGUUGUUGAUUAUUGAUUCGUCGUCGUGUAUUCCUAUACCGCUACCAGAAACAUCAUUUCAGCCAACCAACAUUAUUUUGAACAAAGAGUAUGGAGUGUUGCUAGAUUCGACGAGACAGCACUAUUCAAUAGUUAGAAUUUAG